UCUUACUAUAGAUUCGCAAUGUAUAGGAUAAUACUAUUGACGUUUUUGAUAACUGCCCAGAAAUCGAAUGGGGCAAGAAUUCUUGGAGUGUUCCCCGCGGCAUCUAUAAGUCAUCAAGUAGUGUUUCGACCUUUGACUCAAGAAUUGGCUAGAAUUGGCCACGAAGUAACCGUCAUUACAACAGACCCAGCAUUUAAUGACCACAAUCGCCCAGAAAAUUUGACGGAAAUAGAUGUCCACGAUGUUUCAUACAAUAUGUGGCUACAAAGAAUAAAAGACACACGUAUGGAAUUUGGUGAUAAAUCUGGUGUAUUCAAAGUAGCAGAAGAAAUGGCAACCUUUUUUGGUACGAUCAUAGAAGAACAAUUAAAGACUGAUGGAGUACAAAAACUCAUUAAUGAUAAAAGUAAAAAAUAUGAUUUAAUUAUAAUUGAAGCUUGUGCAAGACCAGCUAUUAUGUUCUCUCAUUUAUAUAAAGCACCGGUUAUUGCAAUAAGUUCAUUUGGAAUGGCUUUUGGAGGUGAAGAUCUCGUUGGGGCACCUUCUCAUCCUAUUUUGUAUCCAAAUAUGAUGCAUCAAAGACUACACAAUUUGACGUUUUGGGAGAAAUUUAAUGAAUUCUAUAAGCAUUAUUGGAUCCUCAAUAUGUGGGAAUCGACUGAAAAUAAGGAAUUCGAUUUGUUAAAGAAAUACUUUGGUGGCGAUGAUGUACCCUCCUAUAAAGAAUUAUAUAAAAAUGUGGAUAUGAUGUUCUUAAAUAUUCACCCGAUGUGGAGUCAUAAUCAACCUCUUCCACCAAAUGUUAUUUCAAUUUGGGGAAUUCAUAAGAACCCUCAGAAAUCUCUACCGCAAGACCUCAAAGCUUACUUAGAUUCUUCGAAGAAUGGCGUCAUAUAUAUUAGUUUCGGAUCAAAUGCUCGUUCAUCAAUGCUGCCACCGGAGAAAAUAAAAAUUUUGAUCAACGUAUUUUCUAAACUGCCCUACAAUGUACUAUGGAAAUGGGAGACGGAUGUACUUCCCGGAAAAUCGGAAAACAUUAAAAUAGCAAAAUGGUUACCACAAUCAGAUCUGCUACGUCAUCCAAAUAUUAAGUUAUUUAUCACACAGGGAGGACUUCAGUCGAUGGAUGAAGCUAUGAAUGCCGGUGUACCACUUAUAGGAAUACCAAUGCUUGGAGACCAGUGGUAUAAUGUUGAGUCAUUUGAGUAUCAUAAAAUUGGAGUCCAAAUUGACUUUGAUACUAUCACUGAAGAGCAAUUAACGAAAGCUAUUGGAACAGUCAUAAAUGAUAAGAGCUACAAAGAGAACAUCAUAAGACUCAAUAGGCUUAUGAAUGAUCAAUCCCAGAGUGCUUUAGAUCGUGCUGUUUGGUGGACAGAGUACGUAUUGAGACAUGGUGGAGCGAAACAUCUUCGAGCCGCUGGAGCUAAUAUUUCCUCCUUUGAAUAUUAUGAGAUAGAAUUUUUAUUAAAACUAGUUUCAUUGGUGUUUUCAAUUGCUGCGAUUAUUUUGUAUUUAAUGUAUAGACUAUUCAGAAUCGUUGUACCAAGUAACUUACCUUCAAGCAAAUCGAAAACAUCACUGGUAGCUUUGUAUACGAUGAUUAAAUCAACAGUUUUAUUAAAUAUUAUAUUUUUACUUUCUCAAAUAAAUGCAGCAAGAAUUUUGGCGAUUUUUCCCACGCCAUCUAUUAGUCAUCAAGUUGUAUUUCGACCGCUCACACAAGAAUUAGCCCGAAGGGGUCACGAAGUUACAGUUAUCACAGCAGACCCAGUAUUUACUAAGGAUAAUAGACCAAAAAACUUAACUGAAAUUGAUGUACAUGAUAUUUCAUACCGUGCUUGGAGAGAUGGGAUCGAUGAACGUGACACAGGUUUUGGUAAAAGAAACGGUGUUUUUCAAAUAGUCAAGAAUAUUGAAGAGUUUCUUCAAGAAAUACUCGAAUUACAAGUCAAUACGGAAGAAAUACACGCUUUGCUUAACGAUGAUAGUAAAUUUGAUUUGCUAAUUAUCGAGGCAUGUGUACGUCCAGCAUUAAUGUUUUCUCAUAAAUUUAAAGUACCUGUUAUCCAGAUAAGUUCAUUUGGCUUCAUGUUAGGAAAUGACGAAGUUAUUGGUGCUCUUACACAUCCAAUAUUGUUCCCAAUAAUUAUGCGCCAAAGGGUAUUCAAUCUCACGUUUUGGGAAAAGUUAUACGAAUUGUACUUGCAUUAUUGGAUUGCAUAUCAUUGGCAUAUGAGUGAAACCAGGGAACAUGAAGCACUAAGUAAAUACUUUGGUAAUAACGUACCUUCUUAUAAAGAGCUAAAUAACAAUAUAGAUAUGAUAUUUUUGAAUAUUCAUCCUAUAUGGACAAACAAUCAACCACUUCCACCCAAUGUUAUUUCAAUUUGGGGAAUUCAUAAGAAUCAAGAAAAGCCCUUACCUCAGGCCAUCCAAGAGUACAUGGACUCUUCCAAAAAUGGUGUUAUAUACUUUAGUUUGGGAUCAAAUGCUCAGUCGACAAUGUUACAUUUGGAUACAAUAAACAUGUUAAUCGACGUAUUCUCAAAAUUGCCAUUCAAUAUUUUGUGGAAAUGGGAAAAAGAUGAGCUACCUGGUAUAUCGAAAAAUAUUAAAAUAUCAAAAUGGUUACCUCAAACAGAUCUCUUGCGUCAUCCAAAUUUGAAGCUAUUUAUAACCCAAGGAGGUCUACAGUCUACCGAUGAAGCUAUCAACUCUGGGGUACCACUCAUUGGGAUACCGAUGCUGGCUGAUCAGUGGUACAAUGUGGAGUUUUACGAACACCUCAAAAUUGGCGUUGGUCUCGAUAUAGAAACAAUAACGAGAGAAAAACUAUUAAAAGCGAUCGAAACAGUCAUCAGUGACAAAAGCUAUAAAGAAAAUAUACUUAAGCUUCGAAAUAUUUUAAAUGAUCAACCACAGAGUGCAUUGGAUCGCGCGGUAUGGUGGACGGAAUAUGUUCUGCGAUAUGGUGGUGCAAAGCAUCUUCGAGCCGCGAGUGCUAAUUUGACCUGGUUUGAGUUCUAUGAAGUGGAAUUCAUACUCAAGCUUCUAAUGCUUAUCUGCGCGACUUUAUUAGUAUUGAUAAUAACAAGCCACCUUGUUUAUAGACGUCUGCGAUGUUUUAUGUAUUCACAUAAAGUCGAGUCGAUAGACAAAAAACAAUUGUUAAUUUUCAUUUUAAAUAGAACUGUCAUAAUGUUCAGUCAACUCUUUGUUUGUUCUUUGUGUAUAAUAACAGUAUGUGAAUCGGCAAGAAUAUUAGCUAUUUUUCCGACGCCAUCUGUGAGCCACCAGGUAGUAUUUCGGCCCCUUACUCAGGAGCUAGCCAGGCGUGGCCAUCAGGUUACAGUAUUGACGGCGGACCCAGUUUUUAAAAAUGGAACCACUGAAAAUUUAACGGAAAUAGAUGUUCAUGAUAUUUCCUAUAAAUUAUGGAGAGACAACUUUGUGUAUAAGCUAGAGUUUGGACAAAAAAAUACUCUUUAUCCUCAGAUUGAGGCGGCUGUGAAUUUAAUACGUAAACUAACUGUGAUGCACCUGAAACAUGAAAAAAUUCAAAAAUUGAUGUCGGAUCCUACACAAUUUGAUAUUCUAUUGGUGGAAGCGUGGACGAGGCCGUCUUUAGUAUAUUCCUAUAUAUUUAAGGCACCGGUUAUUUUAGUGAGCUCCUUUGGAAUGAUGAUGGGAAAUGAUGAGACUUUUGGAAUUCAAUCUCAUCCGAUUUUAUAUCCUUUUGCAGUUCAGCAGAGAUUAUAUAAUCUAACGUUUUGGGAGAAACUAGACGAAUUCUACAAAUAUUGGUGGUUUAAUAUGCUAUGGUAUAGUAAAGAAAAUGAGGAAAUUAAUGUUUUUCGUGAAGUUUUGGGUCCGGAUUUGCCUGAAUAUUCUGAAUUGAAAAAUAAUGUUGAUAUGUUAUUUUUGAAUAUUCACACAAUGUGGAUUGAUAAUCAACCUUUGCCAGCAAAUGUUAAAUCUAUUUGGGGUAUUCAUAAAAAACCUGAGAAAUCGUUACCAAAAGAUCUUGAGACAUAUCUGGACUCUUCGAAACAUGGCGUGAUCUACAUUAGCUUUGGAACUAAUGCUCCUUCGACAACUUUACCACAAGAAUUUAUACAAAAAUUAAUCAAAGUAUUUUCUACACUUCCCUAUGAUGUUUUGUGGAAGUGGGAAGCAGAUGAAAUGCCAGGAAAAUCGACUAAUAUUAAAAUAUCAAAAUGGCUUCCACAAUCAGACCUACUGAGGCAUAAAAAUGUUAAGCUGUUUGUCACUCAAGGCGGUCUCCAAUCAACGGAUGAAGCCAUAACUGCUGGGGUACCGCUCAUAGGUAUACCUAUGCUUGGAGAUCAAUGGUACAAUGUUGAGAAAUUUGAGAAACACAGAAUUGGUAUUCGACUUGAUAUGGAAACAAUAACUGAAGGUGUUUUUAGUGCAGCGAUUAAAACCAUAAUAAACGAUCCAAGUUUUAAAGAGAACAUUAUAAGACUUCGAAGCAUCAUGGCUGAUCAGCCUGUGAGUGCAUUAGAUCGAGCAGUUUGGUGGACGGAAUACGUUUUAAGACAUAAGGGAGCGAAACAUCUGCGAGCGGCCGGGGCAAAUAUGUCCAGGAUGCAAUAUUAUGAAAUCGAAUUUAUAUUUAAAUUAUUUAUGAUGAUUGUAAUUAGUUUUAUCAUUAUGAUAGGACCGUUGUAUCUGUGUAUGCGAAAAGUUGUAUUUUCCAAGAAAGUUAAAAUUGCAUAGUACAAUUAUACGUAAUUACAUAUAAAUAUUAAAUAAUAGUAUAAUAGAUAACAUAUAUAUUAC
Pieris rapae (cabbage white) is the source of this 4806-nucleotide messenger RNA. RefSeq lists its product as uncharacterized. The transcript has 12 exons. The coding region runs from base 19 to 4743 and encodes 1574 amino acids. Lineage: Eukaryota; Metazoa; Arthropoda; Insecta; Lepidoptera; Pieridae. The record is from RefSeq and is a predicted model, not a curated record. Gene Ontology annotation, molecular function: UDP-glycosyltransferase activity.